AUGGAGAAACAGCUCGGGCCAUAUAAGACAAUAGUCGCCGCCUGCCGAGAAGAUAAGGCCCCCCGCAACGCCGAGGAGACUCCUGCCCCCUUUGUAGCUCAGCACCAGGAGAGCCAAUGAGAUGACAGGGGCGGCCUUAAUAGCUGCAGCGAGGACGGAGGGGGAGGAGUCAGGGAUCCACAGAUAGAAGUAGGCAGCGAUGGCCAGGAAGAACGGAGAAAGAGAGAGAAACAGAACACAGUACUGAGAGAGAGAGAGGGAGAGAGAGAGAGGGGGGGAGAGAGAGAGAGGGGGGGGGGGGAGAGAGGGAGAGAGGGAGAGAGAGAGAGAGGGGGGGGGGGGGGAGAGAGAGGGAGAGAGAGAGGGGAGAAGAAGAAGGGAGGUAGGUGAUAUUACAGAUUUACAUGAUGGUUUUAAAUGCAAACACAAAAAUGUGUAUGUGUGUGUGUGUUGUGUGUAUGUGUGUGAGAGUGUCUAUGCGUGUGUGUGUGAUUAGAGGGUACGAUCAUACCGUGUUCCUGCGCUGUCUUCGGUCAUAGGCGGCUGUUUCAAGGAUGUCCAUCUCUUUCACAACACAGAACCAAGGCCUGUAUGUAUCUGGGCUGUUUCCUUUCCUCAGUCCUGCCUCCUUCCAGAGUAUUUCAUGUGUUUCUAUUUUCCUCUGUACUUCUCUCUCUCUUUCCCACCCUCCACUCCACUCUGGGUCAGUCCGUCUGAGUGUGUCCCCUGUCUCUUGGUGCCGGUCGACAUUGAACUUUGGACCAAUCACAGUGACACGUUAUCUGUCAGAUUGCUCAGUCAUAAUCAAUGCCCAGUGUCUCCUCCUCCUCUCAGUUUUCAUUUUCAACUCUGCCAGUAGUGACCCUUUGCCCAUCCAACUAGACCAGAUAAGUGACAUUAUCAACUGGAGGGUGAAGUUGAACUGGGCCAGAGCCAUGUAUUAAGACAUGGCUCUGAACAAGGCUAUGUUCAGUAGGACACAUGACUCUGAACGGGGCUGUGUUCAGUAGGACACAUGACUCUGAACCAGGCUGUGUUCAGUAGGACACAUGGCUCUGAACUGGGCUGUGUUCAGUAGGACACAUGGCUCUGAUCCAGGCUGUGUUCAGUAGGACACAUGACUCUGAACGGGGCUGUGUUCAGUAGGACACAUGACUCUGAACGGGGCUGUGUUCAGUAGGACACAUGGCUCUGAACCGGGCUGUGUUCAGUAGGACACAUGGCUCUGAUCCAGGCUGUGUUCAGUAGGACACAUGACUCUGAACCAGGUUGUGUUCAGUAGGACACAUGGCUCUGAACCGGGCUGUGUUCAGUAGGACACACGGCUCUGAUCCAGGCUGUGUUCAGUAGGACACAUGACUCUGAACUGGGCUGUGUUCAGUAGGACACAUGGCUCUGAACUGGGCUGUGUUCAGUAGGGCACAUGACUCUGAACCAGGCUGUGUUCAGUAGGACACAUGACUCUGAACUGGGGCCCUGGGUCUGAACCCCACCCUGUGCAACUGGGUCCUGGGCUUACUGACAGGCCGCCCCCAGGUGGUGAAGGUAGGAAACAAUAUCUCCACUUCGCUGAUCCUCAACACUGGGGCCCCACAAGGGUGCUUGCUCAGUCCCCUCCUGUACUCCCUGUUCACCCAUGACUGCGUGGCCAAGCACGCCUCCAACUCAAUCAUCAAGUUUGCAGACGACACAACAGUAGUAGGCUUGAUUACCAACAAUGACGAGACAGCCUACAGGGAGGAGGUGAGGGCUCUGGGAGUGUGGUGCCAGGAAAAUAACCUCUCACUCAACGUCAACAAAAACAAAGGAGAUGAUCGUGGACUUCAGGAAACAGCAGAGGGUGCACCCCUCUAUCCACAUCGACGGGACUGCAGUGGAGAAGGUGGAAAGCUUAAAGUUCCUUGGCGUACACAUCACCGACAAACUGAAAUGGUCCACCCAUGCAGACAGUGUGGUGAAGAAGGCGCAACAGCGCCUCUUCAACCUCAGGAGGCUGAAGAAAUUUGGCUUGGCACCUAAAACCCUCACAAACUUUUACAGAUGCACAAUUGAGAGCAUCCUGUCGGGCUAUAUCACCACCUGGUACGGCAACUGCACCGCCCGCAACCGCAGGGCUCUCCAGAGGGUGGUGCGGUCUGCCGAACGCAUUAUCGGGGGCAAACUAUCUUGCACUACUCAUCUCAUAUGUAUAUACUGCAUUCUAUUCUAUAAUAUUCUACUGUAUCUUAGUCCAUGCCGCUCUGUCAUUGCUUGUCCAAAUAUGUGUAUUUUCUUAAAUUCCAUUCCUUACUAGUUUUGUGUGUAUUAGGUAUAUGUUGUGAAAUUGUUAGAUAUUACUUGUUAGAUAUUACUGCACUGUCAGCGCUAGAAGCACAAGCAUUUCGCAACACCCACAAUAACAUCUGCUAAACACGUGUAUGUGACAAAUACAAUUUGAUUUGAUUUGUUCAGUAGGGCACAACGCUGUGGAACGUUCAGAUAUUUAGAAAAAUAUAUAUUAUGUAGAACAAAUAUGCUAGCCCGGGUGGCAGUCUGUCUUGGCUCUACUGCCAACUCCUAAUGGAAUUGAGUAGGCAAAAGCACAAACAGCUCCAGGACCAGGCUACAAAUAUGUCCCUCUGACAUUCAGAAUAAGGAGUUGUGUCAGUAGCCCAGGUCAGAUAGCAUGGCUAUUACUAUGGGUACAACAAUCCCUGUACAAUAAACAAUACCUAUCAGUAUCUCAUCAAACGCAUUCUUCUCAUCGUCACCUGUGUCUCAAGGUUGUAAAUAAUGAGAAGUAUUAGUUGGUAUGUGAUACAUUUUGAGAAAUAGAGCGACUCAACUAAAAGUGUAUCUAUCCACCGAAUGCAAGCGUCACCAGCAGUACUUAGUUUGUCCACACAGUGGCAGUAGAUACAUUCAGUCACACCAAAACUAAGGGUUCUAACCCUAGUUCUAUGAAUGAUAGCGAACCUGUAGUGAACCCAGAACCUACCACCAAGAGUGUCAACUGGCCUUUCGGGUCAGGUGAUCUAAGAGCAGAAUAGGACAUUAACUAGUAGGACGCCGGUAUGACGUCACACACAGACAAUGUUGUAGUAGUACUCGUUUGAUACUUCUACGAUUGUGUUGCCACUGGAGACAGCAUGCGAGGUAGGCUACUGUGUACAUUGUACUGGGUACAUUACGUUGUCCCACAUUCAGUUGUAAUCAUUUCCGUGGUGUGGCGCAGCUCAUAGGCUUUGCUGUGUCCAUUACAGGACCAACAGAAAUUCAGUUGAUCAAAAUAUAGAUCAAACCCAUACAAUAUAUUAGCAGUCAGAUAACGGUAGUGUAGUUAUCAUUUGGUUUGUCCAUAAUCUAUGAUUUGUUCAGGUAGUUUCCUUUCACUGUUAGCUCUUCCUUUCACGGCUGCUAAACUGUGUGAAAAUGGGUGGGUUCAAAAACAAAAUCCACAACAAUUUCACUGAUACAGGGACUAAUAAUUAACAUAUUCUCUUCAAGUCGGACUUUGACCCCUAACCUUCCCACAAUCCUCUGAGUAGGGGGGUCAGUUGGAAUGUAGAUUGCUAAGGAGAAGGUUUGGAGAGAAAUAGAGCAGGGAGAGGAAUUCACCGGUGAGUAGCAGUAAAUGUUGUUAAAAGGAGAGUUUUGAGGACCACCAGAGUAGAUAGGGUCUAGGUACAAAGUGAAGGCCUUGAAAAGGUGGGCUGUGAGAGAGAGAGAGAGAGAGAGAAAGAGAGAGAGAGAGACAGAGACAGAGACAGAGACAGAGACAGAGAGAGAAAAUAGAAACGAUGAUUAAGCUGUAAAUAAUACAAUAGCUGAAAGCCCAACGAGAGAAGGAAGUACUGUAUAAAUCUAUGGCCCAAUGAGAGAAGGAAGUACUGUAUAAAUCUAUGGCCCAAUGAGAGAAGGAAGGACUGUAUAAAUAUAUGGCCCAAUGAGAGAAGGAAGGACUGUAUAAAUCUAUGGCCCAAUGAGAGAAGGAAGUACUGUAUAAAUCUAUGGCCCAAUGAGAGAAGGAAGGACUGUAUAAAUAUAUGGCCCAAUGAGAGAAGGAAGUACUGUAUAAAUCUAUGGCCCAAUGAGAGAAGGAAGUACUGUAUAAAUAUAUGGCCCAAUGAGAGAAGGAAGGACUGUAUAAAUCUAUGGCCCAAUGAGAGAAGGAAGGACUGUAUAAAUCUAUGGCCCAAUGAGAGAAGGAAGUACUGUAUAAAUCUAUGGCCCAAUGAGAGAAGGAAGGACUGUAUAAAUCUAUGGCCCAAUGAGAGAAGGAAGGACUGUAUAAAUCUAUGGCCCAAUGAGAGAAGGAAGUACUGUAUAAAUCUAUGGCCCAAUGAGAGAAGGAAGGACUGUAUAAAUAUAUGGCCCAAUGAGAGAAGGAAGGACUGUAUAAAUAUAUAGUGAGGCUCUGACCUGCGUAGGCAGUGAGGAUGAUCAGGUGUCAAGCCUCCUAACAACCUGACUCCUAGCAACCAAUCAUUGGCCUGUGCAGAGGGAUCAUGGAUAAUUUGAAGAGCCAGUCUCUCUGGCACCAUUGGGAGAUGGGUGGAGUGAGGUGUGAGAUCAUGAGAGAAGGAGAGCACCAUUGGUAGUGGGAAUUAUCAACACCUAGACUUGUCUUCUCUUGUCUUCUUUCUCACCAGGAACCAUGACUGACACGUUGCCAAUGAUGAGAAUUGGAGUUGUGGGAUAUGGACAUUUAGGUUAGUGCUGUAGUCCCCUCUCUUCCUCUUCUCUUCCUCCCUCCUCGCCACAUCUCAGAUGUUCUUACUGUGGAAUGGAUUCAUUUACUUUACUUAAUUAAAUGUAAAUCUUCGUAAAUGAUACCACUUUACAACAGGGUCAUUCAUUUACAGGCCCUCGAGGGCCUAAGUACUGCUGGGUUUCUUCUCUAUCUGAUUGUUAAUUGAUCAACUAAUGUAGUGAUUGGCCAGAGAGUUCACCAGGUUCAUGUUCUGUUUGACCUUUUAUCUACAGAUGUAGGACCUUAAUUUGAGCCGGUUUUCUACAGCAGGAAAAUAAUCCUGCAGCAACAGGAAAUGUGCAUUAUUAUGUGGAUUAUAAUUAAUGGACAUUUUUGUGGGGGUUGAUACAUUUUUUCAUUAGGGAAAAUCAAGUCUGAAAUUUCAAAGUGGAAAUUGCAAACUUCAGAAGCCUUUUUAAAACUGAACUACACUACAAGUUCUCCUGCAAGAGGGUGAUCAAAUUAAUAUCCUACAUCUGUACUUACCGGUAUUCAUAAUGUUGAUUGUGUUUUUAUGAUAGGCCUUUUGUUUUUCAUGGUUUUCAAUUUGUAUUGACUACUACUGAAUGUGGGUAUCUAAUGCUGCGUUUACCCAGGAGGCUGCUGAGGGGAGAACGGCUCAUAAUAAUGGCCGGAAUGGAGCAAAUGGAAUGGCAUAGAACACCUGGAAACCAUGUUUGAUAUGUUUGUUACCAUUCCACUAAUUCCAUUCUAGGCAUUACCACGAGCCCGUUCUCCCCAAUUAAGGUGCCACCAACAUCCUGUGGUUACACAGGCAGCCCAAUUCCGAUAUUUCUUUAACUAAUUGGUCUUUUGACACAGCCAAUAAAGUUAAACUUGAAGUUGUUGAACUUCCAGGGCAGUACCUUGUGGAGCGGCUCCAGAGAGAAGGGGCCCAUGUGGGCCUGACAUUGGUCUUUGUGUGGAACAGAAACAUUGACAAACUCCGAGAAUCAGUGGCUGAGGAGCUGAUUCUACACAACCUCCCAGACUUUACAGACAGGUAGAGAGCCACGUGAUACACACACUGUAAAAGCACACACUCACACACACACUGUAAUAUAUGUGUUAUGUCAUGUGCACAAGUAAAGUGUGUGUGUGUGUGUUGUAGGGGUGCUGAUGUGAUUGUGGAGGUGUGUCAUCCCAAAAUUGUAAAAGACUUUGGAAUCCAGUUCCUCUCUAAGGCCCAUUUUCUGGUAAGAUCCCUCUCUCUCUGUUUCCAUUUUCUGGUAAGAUCCCUCUCUCUCUGUGUUUCCAUUUUAUGGUAAGAUCCCUCUCUCUCUCUGUUUCCAUUUUCUGGUAAGAUCACUCUUUCUCUGUAUCUAUUGAUAGUGUUUAAAAACAUAUAAUUUAACACUAUCUCUUUUUGAACAUUCUUUAGCUAGCAUCGAUAACCUGGCAUAACAUGCCUUUAUAAUUAAAUACUAACAGUAUAUGCUAAUGACAACAGGAUAAAAGGAGGAUUUCCCCCACACACUAAUCUGAAACACGCCAAUCCAAGUUCCAAUACGGAGGUUGUCCUUGAAAAAAAUAUGUCACUUUAAGUCACUUUGUUACGCUAAAAUCAGCUUUUGAGAAUCCAGGAAGUGUUCCAAUCCAUGUGCACACCAGAAAUUAAGUAACUACUACACCCUCCCUCCCUCUCUGUCUGUCUGUCUGUCUGUCUGCCUCUGUUUUAGGUGGGCUCUCCCUCAGCCCUCUCAGACCCACAGUUGAACCAGAAAAUGCGCCAGGCUGCAGAGCAUCAUGGGAGGACCCUUUAUGUCCCCAGUGGUGCAUUGUGGGGAGGCCAGGACAUCCUGAGACUCAAUGAUAGUGGAUCUUUAAAGGUGCAUGGAAGGAGGGAAGAGGGUGGAUGAAAGAGGACUUAACAAGUAAAAUAUGUUAAUUUAUAAGGGAUAGCUUAGUUAAUAGUUAACUUAAGUUGGUUAAGUUAUGUAGAUAACUAACUUAUAUUAACUUAACUAAGUUAGAUAGUUAAGUUAAUAUAUGUUAAGUUAGAUAGUUAAGUGAAUGAGUUAGUUACGUUAGAUAGUGAAGUUAAUAUAUACAUUAGUCAAGUUAGUUAAGUUAGAUAGUGAAGUUAAUAUAUAAGAGGUAGUAUAAGAGAAUGUGUAGACUAAUGUGAGAUUAAAUCCAGAUUCUGAUUAAAGGUGAACUAGGCCAUUGUUCUCUAUUUCUAAUCUUCUGAAAUGUCAGAGUAGAGCAGACAGAAUGGUUGUACUGGACAGAAUGCUGUUACAUAGAGCAUACAGAAUGGUUGUACUGGACAGAAGGAUGUUACAUAGAGCAGACAGAAUGGUUGUACUGGACAUAAUGCUGUUACAUAGAGCAGACAGAAUGGUUGUACUGGACAGAAUGAUGUUACAUAGAGCAUACAGAAUGUUUGUACUGGACAGAAUGCUGUUACAUAGAGCAGACAGAAUGUUUGUACUGGACAGAAUGCUGUUACAUAGAGCAGACAGAAUGGUUGUACUGGACAGAAUGAUGUUACAUAGAGCAUACAGAAUGUUUGUACUGGACAGAAUUAUGUUACAUAGAGCAUACAGAAUGUUUGUACUGGACAGAAUAAUGUUACAUAGAGCAUACAUAACGUUUGUACUGGACAGAAUGCUGUUACAUAGAGCAGACAGAAUGUUUGUACUGGACAGAAUGCUGUUACAUAGAGCAGACAGAAUGGUUGUACUGGACAGAAUGCUGUUACAUAGAGCAGACAGAAUGUUUGUACUGGACAGAAUGCUGUUACAUAGAGCAGACAGAAUGGUUGUACUGGACAGAAUGCUGUUACAUAGAGCAGACAGAAUGGUUGUACUGGACAGAAUGCUGUUACAUAGAGCAGACAGAAUGGUUGUACUGGACAGAAUGCUGUUACAUAGAGCAGACAGAAUGGUUGUACUGGACAGAAUGCUGUUACAUAGAGCAGACAGAAUGGUUGUACUGGACAGAAUGCUGUUACAUAGAGCUUGACAGCUUGUAGUCUUAAAACCCGGAAAUGAGUUACCUCUGGUUGGUUCAGCCAUCCCUAUGGGGAAAAUGAAUGGAUAAAGAAUAGGGUUUUGGGAUAAACGCCGAAAAUAAGGUCUGAGGUUAACACAGGCUUAGGAGAUGUUAUACAUUUUGUUCUAUGAGAUAAUAUCAGUCAGUUAACAUGACCUUUAUGAAUUAUGAAGCAUUUAUGUGCUUUUUAAAAUGACUUUAACGCUUCAAAAUUCACAAAAGACGUUAGCUGAUGAAGAAUAUCUCAUAGAACAAAAUGUAUAAGGUCUCCUAAGCCUGUGUUAAAGAGCUUUAAAUCUGAUCUUUUCUGUUGUAACAUCUGAAGGACAAAACACAGGUUUUCUAAUCAGCCCUCUGCCUCUGUUCCUCUUCUCUUUACUAAUCUCAAGCCCCUCCUCUCUUUUCUUCCCUGAAGGCACUGUUCAUCCGGAUGUCCAAGCACCCGUCAUGUUUCCGUCUGACAGGAGACGUGCUGUCUGAUUGGACAGAGGAUGAGGGGAGGCGGGUCUUAUUCAGUGGCUCCGUGGCAGAGCUCUGUCCCGUCGCUCCUAACAACGUCAACACCAUGGCAGCAGCGGCCAUCGCAGCGGGGACCCUGGGUUUCGCUGGCGUCCAGGGAGAGAUUGUGUCGGACACGGCGUAAGCAAAGAUUCUUAAAUAACCCAAGAUUGUAAAAGCGCCAUCUGAACUAUGACAAUCACUGUCACACUAUGGGCCGAACAAGCAAGGAGGUGGGCAAAGCUAAGCAAGAGGCAUUAAGAGGCACAUUUCAGCAUGUAUUUGCAUAGCCUAUUUCAAUUAGGGAACCCCCACUCUCUGAAGCGCACCUGUGCAAGAACUACACAACAUCAUUUUUUAGAAAGGUUGGCACUGAGUCAAGUGGACAAACGUAGAGGACUCUGUUCUUAACACAUUGUAGAAAACUCUAUAGAGAUCAGAGAUAUUAAGCAGAAUGUGGACCCAGUUCCAUCUUGCUCCAUCUGUCUUGCCACUGGACUCUCCUAGACUAAGUGAUUACCAUGAAGUGGAGGUUACUGGUGCUAAUGGGUUCUCUUCCUCUCCUAGACUAAGUGAUUACCAUGAAGUGGAGGUUACUGGUGCUAAUGGGUUCUCUUCCUCUCCUAGACUAAGUGAUUACCAUGUGGUGGAGGUGGAAGUCACUGGUGCCAAUGGCUUCACAGUGCAUACAGUGAGGAGGAACCCAGCCAAACUGGGAGCUGUAACUGGGAGUGCUACCUACAACUCCUUCUGGAGCAGCUUACUGGGUGGGUUCUGCUGUAGAAGGAUGUGUGCGUCUGUAGCAUGAAUCAGUGUGAGAACAUGAAGGGUUGUGUUGUGUCUAACGUCCGGUCGCAUCUGCUCCUUUUGUCCUCUUUCCUCUCAGUUUGCAAGGGGCAUGGUGGCCGGGUUUACUUGUGUUGAAGAGGGAGGGAUUUCAGAAGACAAUUCCCUCUACCAACCAAACACACACUAUACAACAAUAUGGUACUGAAACACACUACACAACACUAUGGUACUGAAACACACUACACAACAAUAUGGUACUGAAACACACUACACAACAAUAUGGUACUGAAACACACUACACAACAAUAUGGUACUGAAACACACUACACAACAAUAUGGUACUGAAACACACUACACAACAAUAUGGUACUGAAACACACUACACAACAAUAUGGUACUGAAACACACUACACAACAAUAUGGUACUGAAAAGUCUGCCGUGGCUGUCUGUAGAUGCUGAUCAUGUGUGUGAGCAAAGUUCGGCUUGCUUCAUAUAAUAUGGUGUGUAACUGUAUCAGGAUUUACAAAGGUGGGCUUGCUUCAUAUAAUAUGGUGUAACUGUAUCAGGAUUUACAAAGAUGGGCUUGCUUCAUAUAAUAUGGAGUAACUGUAUCAGGAUUUACAAAGAUGGGCUUGCUUCAUAUAAUAUGGUGUAGCUAUCAGGAUUUACAAAACCUUCAAGUAUGUACAGUUGAAGUCGGAAGUUUAGUUUACAUACACCUUCGUCAAAUACAGUUAAACUCAGUUUUUCACAAUUCCUGACAUUUAAUCCUAGUAAGAAUGCCCUGUCUUAGAUCAGUUAGGAUCACCACUUUAUUUUAAGAAUGUGAAAUGUCAGAAUAAUAGUAGAGAGAAUGAUUUAUUUCAGCUUUUAUUUCUUUCAUCAAAUUCCCAGUGUGUCAGAAGUUUACAUACACUCAAUUAGUAUGUGGUAGCAUUGCCUUUAAAUUGUUUAACUUGUGUCAAAUGUUUUGGGUAGCCUUCCACAAGCUUCCCACAAUAAGUUGGGUGAAUUUUGGCCCAUUCCUCCUGACAGAGCUGGUGUAACUGAGUCAGGUUUGUUGGCCUCCUUGCUCGCACACACUUUUUCAGUUCUGCCCACAAAUGUUCUAUAGGAUUGAGGUCAGGGCUUUGUGAUGGCCACUCCAAUACCUUGACUUUGUUGUCCUUAAGCCAUUUUGCCACAACUUUGGAAGUAUGCUUGGGGUCAUUGUCCAUUUGGAAGACCCAUUUGCGACCAAGCUUUAACUUCCUGACUGAUGUCUUGAGAUGUUGCUUCAAUAUAUCCACAUAAUUUUCCUUCCUCAUGAUGCCAUCUAUUUUGUGAAGUACACCAGUCCCUCCUGCAGCAAAGCACCCCCACAGCAUGAUGCUGCCACCCCCGUGCUUCACGGUUGGGAUGGUGUUCUUCGGCUUGCAAGCCCCCCAUUUUUCCUACAAACAUAACGAUGGUCAUUAUGGCCAAACAGUUAUAUUUUUGUUUCAUCAGACCAGAGGACAUUUCUCCAAAAAGUACGAUCUUUGUCCUCAUGUGCAGUUGCAAACUGUAGUCUGGCUUUUUUAUGGCGGUUUUGGAGCAGUGGCUUCUUCCUUGCUGAGCGGCCUUUCAGGUUAUGUCGAUAUAGGACUUGUUUUACUGUAGAUAGUUUUGUACCUGUGUCCUCCAGCAUCUUCACAAGUUCCUUUGCUGUUGUUCUGGGAUUGAUUUGCACUUUUUGCACCAAAGUACAUUCAUCUCUCUAGGAGACAAAACACGUCUCCUUCCUGAGCAGUAUUUUACAUUUACAUUUACGUCAUUUAGCAGACGCUCUUAUCCAGAGCGACUUACAGUUAGUGCAUACAUUAUUCUUUUUUAUUUUCAUACUGGCCCCCCGUGGGAAACGAACCCACAACCCUGGCGUUGCAAACGCCAUGCUCUACCAACUGACGGCUGCGUGGUCCCAUGGUGUUUAUACUUGCGUACUAUUGUUUGUACAGAUAAACGAGGUACCUUCAGGCGUUUGGAAAUUGCUCCCAAGGAUGAACCAGACUUGUGGAGGUCUACAAUAUUUUUUCUGAGUUCUUGGCUGAUUUCUUUUGAUUUUCCCAUGAUGUCAAGCAAAGAGGCACUGAGUUUGAAGGUAGGCCUUGAAAUACAUCCACAGGUACACCUCCAAUUGACUCAAAUUAUGUCAAUUAACCUAUAAGAAGCUUUCUGGAAUUUUCCAAGCUGUUUAAAGGCACAGUCAACUUAGUGUAUGUAAACUUCUGACCCACUGGAAUUGUGAUACAGUGAAUUAUAAGUUAAAUAAUCUGUCUAAACAAUUGUUUGUGUCAUGCACAAAGUAGAUGUCCUAACCGACUUGACAAAACUAUAGUUUGUUAAAAAUAAAUUUGUGGAGUGGUUGAAAAACAAGUUUUAAUGACUCCAACCUAAGUGUAUGUAAACUUCCGACUUCAACUGUAUCUACAAUUCUGGGCAUUCAAAUGUUGCACCUUCAACCUACCAAGUCCUACUACUGUAUCCCAGCAGCACCUCCCUCCCUCCAUUUUCUCUAUACAUUUAAAAUAUUACUUUUUGAAGUAACAUUUUAAAUGUGACAAACUCUUUCACAGGGUGAUGGCAGGCACCACAUUCAUUAGAAAUCAUCUAGCAAUAACUCACAUAACUGAAAUGGCUCUAAUGAUGCAGUUACAUCCACUUUGAAGCAAAUGUUUUUUACUGUGCUGCAAUACAUGUUAAGAGUUUAAUGCCCAGUAACGUAACAGUUUAAUGGCCAGUAACGUAUGAUGAUCUUAAUGUAGUGCCUUGAUGUUGUGACACCACACACACCAUUGUGACCUCACAACUAGAAGGUUCUAGCCGCAAAAAUAAGGUUCUGAGAUAAUUGGCUUUACAUUUCUGAACCUUCAUUGGUUUUAAUGUAUUUUUAUCUUGUAUCCUUAUGAACUUAACAUGAAUUGGAGUAUUUAGAGUACUACAUAGGUAGAGAACAUUGAACAGAACAAGGCUAUGUCAAUAACUCCAUUUUGACAAAUGCAGAUAGAACCUUAUAAAUGCCAAGCUCUCAGUAUUUCCUGUUGUAGUAAACCCCAACAAAGAGAAGAGUCCAGUGUUUCAUCAUUAAUACAGAGAAUAUACUUUAUUUUCUCAUCAUCUGGUGUGUGAUUGUAACACAAACAAACUGACACAGGCAGUGUGUGCUCUGGAUCAACUCAUCUCCUGUUUUCUGGCUGUGCACAGCUGGGAAUGGGAUACACCCAAAACUGUGACCCCCGCCAUUAUCUGUGACCCUUUCCCUUUGCUCCUCUAAUAGUCUGUCAUCUAAAAACACGACUAGCUUCUCAGGACGGACGCCCCACCUUUUACCUAAACCUCAAAGAGUGCAGGCAGAAUCAGUGUUCCAUCUCUAUACGUCACAAACAUACAUACUGCCACACACACACACAAAGAAAAACACUCAAACACUGGCUCACUGACUGAAAGGUUAAAAGGUGACCUAUCGACAGUUUUUACACACAGGCUUGCCGGUUCAAGUACAGUACAACGCUCAGAGACAAACACACCCACAGAAAGGUCUGAAUCUCUGAACGAAUGGGAGCCUGUUUCAGCAGGAGGCUUUUCAGCAGGACGUUCUGAGGCUCAGCCAUAGAGUUAGAUAGAGGACUCAUCUUUGUAUCUGUGGUGGAAGCCAUCAAUGGCAUUGUCCAUGCAAAUAAAACGGGUUAUUUAACAUCUAGUCUCACUCUAUGGGCCCAGCUCUAAGUGUCGCUUAUCUGUUUCCUAGCACAGGGAAGUGCUGCUGGUGGUUGGGUUUAUAUUACUGCUACAGUGCGACAGGAAAAGUGCUGCUGCUGUUUAAACAGGUUUCUGUUCCUGCUACAGUGUGACAGGAAAAGUGCUGCUGCUGUUUAAACAGGUUUCUGUUCCUGCUACAGCGCGACAGGAAAAGUGCUGCUGUUGGGUUGGUUGUGUGACUAUGACAUAGUGGGUCAAUGCCUUUGCCCUUGUUAGCAAGACUAAUUAGCCCUACUUUCUUUAUCCACUGGUUAUCAUAUGAUUAUCUUAGCCUUAGUUACAACUAAUGUUAGUCUACACUAGCAAUGUUGGCUGGAUUUCAUAAAUUCCUAGAUUUAAGGACCAGCGCACAGGAGGUUGGUGGCACCUUAAUUGGGAAGGAAGGGCUCGUGGUAAAUGCUGGAGCAGAAUACCUGGAAUGGUAUUAAAAUGCAUCAAACACAUGGUUUCAGACAUUAUUCCAUCUGAUCCUCCCCUCAGCAGCCUCCUGUGGACCAGAGGUAACCUAGAUUAUUGACCAGCGGUAACCUAGAUUAUUGACCAGAGGUAACCUAGAUUAUUGACCAGAGGUAACCGUCCUAUAUACUCAAAGUUACCCCACUUUGUUAUCUCAAUGCUGGGCUUUUUAACUCAAGGAAAUGUCGCCCCGUUAGCCAUCUAUUUCCUUUCCCUCUCUUCCUCCAUUUCAGUACAGGUUGCUCACACAGGCUGAGGUGCACGGAGGUUUGGAAGACCUUCGGGGUGCUGGAUUAAUAACAUAUACUGGAAUACUGUAAUAGCUCAUCUCUUCAGCAGUUGUCGGAUCUAUAUUAUGUAAGUGGAGACAGUCAAGAUAAGAGUGGUGUGUUUGUAACAUGUAUGUUGUGUAACAGUUCUUGUAGUGAGUGUCGGCAUGUGUACGUUUGUGUGUGUGUAUGUGAGAGAGAGACACUCAGUUUUUCACACUGGUGGCUCCGUUUUUCUCUCCAUUGACACCUGGGAGGGUGUAAGGCAAGGCUGGACCCUUUUUACUAGGCAGGGUGAAGGGCUGGCGGAUGUUCAAGCGGUCUUUCUCUGCCUCCGCAUCUUCAUCAUAGCGGUCAUCCUCUUCUUCUGCCUCGCUGUGGCGGGGGGAGGAGUGGCGCGACAGAGACGGAGAUGGGGGCACAGAGGCUGGUCUAGGGUAACGGAAACCUUGGGCCUGAAAAUAAAUGGUGGUGGGGUUUAGAGGGGAAGACACAGACAACACACAAUGCUGUGUUUAGACAGGCAGACACAUUCUGAUAUGUUUUUCACCAAUUGAUCUUUUGAAUAAUCACAUCAGAUCUAUUUCAGAGAUGAUCUGAUUGGCCAAAAGACUAAUUCGUUUAAAAAGAUCAGAAUUUGGCUGCCUGUCUAAACGCAGCCAGAGUAGCAUAGCAGUAUGCGUCAUCUCUGACACACUUUCUCAUAAAAUGUACUAAUCCAGAUGUACAUCUUAUUUUACAGAUGAAAUAAACCAGGGAUGUCCAACUAAAUCCCUUCAGGGCCGUGUCUGCUGGUUUUUGUUAGUUCCUUUCAAAUAGUAUCCAAUUAGGACCGAGACAACCAGGUGAGGGGAGUGCCUAAUUAAUCUAUGACCUUAACUGAUCAAUCAAGUACAAGGGAAGAGGGAAAACCCGCAGACACUCAGCCCUCCAGGCAAUUGAGUAGACACCACUGUUAUAACCCUCAGGCCUCCAGGUAAUUGAGUAGACACCACUGUUAUAACCCUCAGGCCUCCAGGUAAUUGAGUAGACACCACUGUUAUAACCCUCAGGCCUCCAGGUAAUUGAGUAGACACCACUGUUAUAACCCUCAGGCCUCCAGGUAAUUGAGUAGACACCACUGUUAUAACCCUCAGGCCUCCAGGUAAUUGAGUAGACACCACUGUUAUAACCCUCAGGCCUCCAGGUAAUUGAGUAGACACCACUGUUAUAACCCUCAGGCCUCCAGGUAAUUGAGUAGACACCCCUGUUAUAACCCUCAGGCCUCCAGGUAAUUGAGUAGAAACCACUGUUAUAACAACAGUCCAACUAAAAAGGUACACUACAGCAAAUUCCUAGCGAAUGGGUAAAGAACAAUUUUUUUACUAAUCGCCCCCGGGCACCAUUAGGUACUAGGUCGUUUCCAAUGGUGUAGAAUUAUUUAAACUAAGUACCCAUUGUUACCCAAAAGGAGGAAACAGCAUCUCCUCACCAUACAGACAGACAGACAGACACACUCAUAGACUUACAGUCUCAGAGUCAUGAGGUUGGUAGAAGUAGGUAUCCGGGAAGGCUUUAGCCAGGGCCAUGUGACGAGCUGAUAUAUAAUACUGAGAGAAAGAGCAGAGAGAGAGAUAAGAUGAUAGUUGUAGUAGAACGGUUGACAUUUCUCCUCUUGGCAAAGGUGAAAGGUCUCACCCUGCCCAGAUAUCUCCAGUCCAGAAGGUCACUCAGGCGCUCGGUGCGGUUCCGCUGGAUGAUCCUGGCACGCCGGCUCUGCUGGCAAAACUGGAACAGGUACGAUGUGAGCUGAUUACACGACUCAUCAACCCCUCUGUACCGUCGAUCAAGGAUGUAGAUUCCUGAGGUAGAGUACAACAGCAUUAGUCAAAUCUACUGGAGAUCAGUUGGUAGAGAAUGGUGUUUCUAAACGCAAAAGGUUGUGGGUUCAAUUCCCGCUGGAACCACCCAUUCGUACAAUGUAUACAUGUAUGACUGUAUGUUGCUUUGGAUAAAAGCCUCAGCUAAAAUGCCAUAUUAUAAACCGUGUAGUUCGAGUCCUGAAUGCUGAUUGGCUGAAAUCUGUGGUAUAUCAGACCGUAUACCACUGGUAUGACAAAACAUUUAUUUUUACUGCUCUAAUUACGUUGAUAACCAGUUUAUAAUAGCAAUAAGGCACCUCGGGGGUUAGUGAUAUGGCCAAUAUACCACGGCUAAGGGCUGUAUCCAGGUGCUCCGCGUUGCGUCGUGCAUAAGAACAGCCCUCAGCCGUGGUAUAUUGUCCAUAUACCACACCCUCUCAGGCCUUAUUGGUUAAUACUUUUUUAUUGGGACCAUUACUUUUCUAAAUGUAGAAUGUUUUUAUCAGCCCCUUGGAAGACAGUAAAUAACUUUGGCUUGGACGCAUACUGUAUAUUCUGAACACACAGGGAACACACCAUAUGCUGAGGGGUCAGCUAUGUGUUCUUCCAUGAAGCAGCCGAACCCAGAAAGGUUGGUAGAGAUCGAGGGGAUCCCCAUGACUGUACACUCAGCUGAGAGAGACAGAGACAGAGAUUGAAGUAAAUAUACUUGUAUAUACAGCCAAUGUUCAAGACAACCAUAUCUCAUAGUAUCUUUAAGAGUCUACCUGGUGUAUAGUGGCUUGCGAAAGUAUUCACCCCCUUGGCAUUUUUCCUAUUUUGUUGCCUUACAACCUGGAAUUAAAAUUGAUUUUUGGGGGGUUUGUAUCAUUUCAUUUACACAACAUGCCCACCACUUUGAAGAUGCAAAAUAUGUUUUAUUGUGAAACAAACAAGAAAUAAGACAAGAAAACAGAAAACUUGAGCAUUCAUAACUAUUCACCCCCCCCAAAGUCAAUACUUUGUAGAGCCACCUUUUGCAGCAAUUACAGCUGAAAGUCUCUAUAAGCUUGGCCACUGGGAUUUUUGCCCAUUCUUCAAGGCAAAACUGCUCCAGCUCCUUCAAGUUGGAUGGGUUCCGCUGGUGUACAGCAAUCUUUAAGUCAUACCACAGAUUUUCAAUUGGAUUGAGGUCUGGGCUUUGACUAGGCCAUUCCAAGACAUUUAAAUGUUUCCCCUUAAACCACUCGAGUGUUGCUUUAGCAGUAUGCUUAGGGUCAUUGUCCUGCUGGAAGGUGAACCUCUGUCCCAGUCUCAAAUCUCUGGAAGACUGAAAUUUCCCUCAAAAAUUUCCCUGUAUUUAGCGCCAUCUAUCAUUCUUUCAAUUCUGACCAGUUUCCCAGUCCCUGCCAAUGAAAAACAUCCCCACAGCAUGAUGCUGCCACCACCAUGCUUCACUGUGGGGAUGGUGUUCUCGGGUUUGCGCCAGACAUAGCGUUUUCCUUGAUGGCCAAAAAGCUCAAUUUUAGUCUAAUCUGAACAGAGUACCUUCUUCCAUAUGUUUGGGGAGUCUCCCACAUGGCUUUUGGCAAACACCAAAUGUGUUUGCUUAUUUUUUUCUGUAAGCAAUGGCUUUUUUCUGGCCACUCUUCCGUAAAGCCCAGCUCUGUGGAGUGUACGGCUUAAAGUGGUCCUAUGGACAGAUACUCCAAUCUCCGCUGUGGAGCUUUGUAGCUCCUUCAGGGUUAUCUUUGGUCUCUUUGUUGCCUCUCUGAUUAUUGCCCUCCUUGCCUGGUCCGUGAGUUUUGGUGGGCGGUCCUCUCUUGGCAGGUUUGUUGUGGUGCCAUAUUCUUUCCAUUUUUUUUAUAAUGGAUUUAAAAUGGUGCUCCGUGGGAUGUUCAAAGUUUCUGAUAUUUUUUUAUAACCCAACCCCGAUCUGUACUUCUCCACAACUUUGUCCUUGACCUGUUUGGAGAGCUCCUUGGUCUUCAUGAUGCCGCUUGCUUGGUGGUGCCCCUUGCUUAGUGGUGUUGCAGACUCUGGGGCCUUUCAGAACAGGUGUAUAUAUACUGAGAUCAUGUGACACUUAGAUUGCACACAGGUGGACUUUAUUAACUAAUUAUGUGACUUCUAAAGGUAAUUGGUUGCACCAGAUCUUAUUUAGGGGCUUCAUAGCGGUGAAUACAUAUGCACACACCACUUUUCCGUUAUUUAUUUUUUAGAUUCUUAAUUUUUUUUUCACCAAUUUGGACUAUUUUGUGUAUGUCCAUUACAUGAAAUCCAAAUAAAAAUCAAUUUAAAUUACAAGUUGUAAUGCAACAAAAUAGGAAAAACGCCAAGGGGGUGUGAAUACUUUUGCAAGGCACUGUAUAUCUCCAUGGUUCAUAGCAUCUUUAAGAGUCUACCUGGUGUAUAUCCCCAUGGUUCGUAGUAAGAGGGGAACACUCCAAGAUGGCAGCCUCUUACAAACUCUUCAUAAUCCAUCGGCAGGAGGGGAGAGGUGGAGGAGAGGAACUCUGGGUGGAAGAUCACCUAA
Molecule: messenger RNA, 17875 nt
Organism: Coregonus sp. 'balchen'
Lineage: Eukaryota; Metazoa; Chordata; Actinopteri; Salmoniformes; Salmonidae
Source: the annotation of a GenBank genome assembly